AUGGGUGUACUGUAUACAGAAGCACUGGCUGAGCUUAGCUUUGGCUCUGUGUUUGCUCUUUUAGGCAUUUCUCUGGUUCCAUAUCUCUACUACCUCAGCAAAGGCGAUUGGGUCUUCCACCUCGCAAAGCUGCAUGAACGAUAUGGGCCAGCUGUCAGAUUCACGCCUAAAGAUGUCUCCUUCAUCACUGCGGAAGCUUCUAAGAAGAUCUACGGCCACAAAGCAGCAGGCCAAAAGUCAUUUGAGAAAGACUUUCGUAUGUAUCGUCAAAACCGCCCUUGCUCAAGCAUCGUUCGUUCCGACCAGGAAGACCACAGACGUAUGCGCCGCCUACUCGCGCAUGCCUUUUCGUCAAAGGCACUUCGCGGUCAAGGCGAUGUUGUGGAUCACUACGUCGAAAUGUUCAUGAAAGGCCUCACGGAGCGGGCACAGCGAGGAGAGGAAAUCGACAUUGUAGCUUGGUACAACUUUGCCUCGUUCGAUCUCAUUGCCCAUCUCGCCCUUGGUCAGCCAUUCGGAUGUCUUGAGAAUGGAAAGUAUCAUCCCUGGGUCAGCAGAGUCUUCAAGGGCCUCAAGGUUCUUUCCUAUACUCAGAUCUACGUGCGCCUUGGACUUCAGAAUUGGAUUUCUUGGCUGAGUCCACCAAGCUUGAGGAAGAGCUAUGAAGAGCACAUGCAGUUUGCAGAGCAUGCGGCUCUUGCCCGCAUUGAGUCCAAUGAUACAGAGAGCCAAGACUUUAUGUCAUAUGUCCUUCGUCAUAACGAUGAGAAGGGCAUGUCGCAGCUUGAGAUCAUCGAGAACUCGGGCGUGAUGAUUAUCGCUGGUAGCGAGACAACAGCUACCCUUCUCAGUGGAACCACCUAUUUCCUUCUCAAGAAUCCUGACAAGCUUGAGAAGUUGACUAAUGAGAUACGUUCUGCCUUCAGCUCUGAGGAAGAGAUCACAGUUACUCAGGUUGAUCAACUGAAGUAUAUGUUGGCCGUCUUCAACGAGGGCUUUCGCAUGUACCCGCCAGUGGCUAUUGGACUUUCAAGACUUUCCCCAACCGGUGGCGAGUUCAUCGAUGGCUACUGGAUUCCUGAAAACACUGCGGUUUCGAUGCCUCAUUGGCCUGCAUAUUACUCAGAGCUGAACUUCAGAGACCCCAAGAAGUUUGUUCCAGAACGCUGGCUGGAUGACCCUCGAUAUGCGAGUGACAACCGGGCUAUCUUAUCGCCAUUCUCCCUAGGACCUCGUGAUUGCAUUGGCAAGAAUCUGGCGUAUACCGAGAUGCGACUCUUGUUGGCUCGUAUGCUCUGGAAGUUUGACCUCGAGGCUGUACCGACUGAAAAGAACUGGUACGAUCAGAAGAUCUUCUUCCUAUGGGAGAAGGGCGCACUGCCUAUCAAACUCAAAGAGGUUGUUCGCGAGAAAGUGUGA
Fusarium musae is the source of this 1419-nucleotide messenger RNA. RefSeq lists its product as uncharacterized. Bases 1 to 1419 code for a protein of 472 amino acids. The record is from RefSeq and is a predicted model, not a curated record. The transcript is spliced from 5 exons. Gene Ontology annotation, molecular function: heme binding; monooxygenase activity; iron ion binding. NCBI's taxonomy places the organism in Eukaryota, Fungi, Ascomycota, Sordariomycetes, Hypocreales, Nectriaceae.